Suncus etruscus (white-toothed pygmy shrew) is the source of this 10803-nucleotide messenger RNA. RefSeq names its product Dmx like 2 (gene DMXL2). Gene Ontology annotation, cellular component: RAVE complex. The transcript is spliced from 44 exons. NCBI's taxonomy places the organism in Eukaryota, Metazoa, Chordata, Mammalia, Eulipotyphla, Soricidae. Gene Ontology annotation, molecular function: protein binding. Gene Ontology annotation, biological process: vacuolar acidification. Bases 8 to 9157 code for a protein of 3049 amino acids. The record is from RefSeq and is a predicted model, not a curated record.
GCGCGGGAUGCACCUGCACCAGGUCCUCACGGGGGCCGUCAACCCCGGCGACAACUGCUACUCCGUGGGCAGCGUCGGGGACGCGCCCUUCACGGCAUAUGGAUCAGGCUGUGAUAUCGUUAUUUUGGCCAGUGACUUUGAAUGUGUACAAAUUAUUCCUGGUGCUAAGCAUGGAAACAUCCAAGUGAGCUGCGUGGAGUGUUCACACCAACAUGGAAGGAUCGCAGCUUCAUAUGGUAAUGCUGUUUGUAUUUUUGAACCCUUGGGCAUUAAUUCUCAUAAGAGAAACUGUUGUCAAUGGCUCAAAUCUGGACAGUUUUUUUUGAGUUCCGUGACAUACAAUUUAGCAUGGGACCCUCAAGACAAUAGAUUGUUGACAGCAACUGAUUCUAUUCAGUUGUGGGCUCCCCCAGGAGGUGAUGUUCUGGAAGAGGAGGAAGAAAUCGAUAGUAAAGUCCCUCCUGUUUUAAAUGACUGGAAGUGCAUCUGGCAGUGCAAAACUUCAGUAUCUGUACAGUUGAUGGAAUGGUCCCCUGAUGGUGAAUAUUUUGCUACUGCUGGAAAGGAUGAUUGUCUUUUGAAAGUGUGGUACCCUAUGACUGGUUGGAAGUCUUCCAUCAUACCCCAGGAUCACCAUGAAGUAAAAAUGAAAAGGCGUCACGCUGCUACCCAGUUCUCCUUUGUUUACUUGGCACAUCCCAGAGCUGUGACAGGCUUUUCAUGGCGCAAAACUAGCAAGUAUAUGCCCAGAGGUUCUGUCUGUAAUGUGUUGUUGACUUCAUGCCAUGAUGGUGUCUGUCGGCUCUGGGCAGAAACCUUAUUACCGGAAGAUUGUCUUUUAGGUGAGCAGAUUUGUGAGACCACCACUUCCAGCAUUGCUGGCAACCUUACUCAUCAUGGAAAACACAAAGACAGAAUACAGCAUGCUCUUGAGACAAUACACCAUUUGAAAAACUUGAGAAAAGGUCAAAGGAGGUCUUCUGUUCUUGUAACUCACACUGACUUCAUGGCUGACCAGGGGGCAAUGCAUGAAGUCCAGAGACACAUUUCCCACCAUGCAAAUGCUCUGUGCCACUUCCACAUCGCUGCAAGCAUCAACCCUGCCACAGAUAUUCCGAAUGUCCUGAUUGGCACUGUGUUUAACACUGAUGAUGGAAACGGCGGCUUUGUAGUCCAUUGGUUAAACAAUAAGGAAUUCCAUUUUACAUCAUCAACUGAGAUAUUUAUGCAGCAGUUACGGAAACUUUCUGAAAAGCAAGUUGAUCUUGAAAGUAAUGAUGCAACUAGAGAAGAUGAAGAACGGUCACAAGAGGAAAGAGAGCGGGGUUUACGUAUGAAGCUCGACCAUGAUUUGUCCCUGGAUAGAGAAUCUGAGGCAGGUACUGGGUCAUCAGAACAUGAAGAUGGAGAGGGCAGUCCCAGAACCUGCUCACGACCCAGUGCUUCUCUACCACUCCCCACUGUCCUGCUUGAUCGGAAGAUCGAAAUGCUACUAGCUGAAUGGAAUAAGAAUCCUGACAUGCUUUUUACUAUACACCCAGUAGAUGGUACCUUCCUAGUAUGGCAUGUAAAAUAUUUGGAUGAAUAUAAUCCUGGGAUAUUUAGACAAGUCCAGGUUUCUUUUUCUUCCCGGAUACCUGUUGCAUUUCCAUCUGGCGAUGCAAGUUCUCUUAGUAAAAAUAUCAUGAUGUACGCCUGCAUAAAUGCCUUGAAAGACUCUCACCACAUUCAGUCACAUGUAGAGUUGGUGGCUGCAGACAGUCCUCAUGGAUCACAGCCACAGUCUCGAUCUCAUUGCACAAAUAUGAACAUUGUAGCUCCCACAGUAAUGAUGGUCUCUAAACACAUAGACGGCUCUCUGAACCAGUGGGCUGUCACUUUUGCUGAUAAAUCUGCCUUUACCACUGUUCUAACUGUAUCUCACAAAUUUAGAUACUGUGGUCAUCGAUUUCACCUUAAUGACCUGGCAUGCCAUUCAGUUUUACCACUGUUACUUACUUCAUCUCAUCAUAAUGCUCUGUUGACUCCUGAAUCUGAUAGUCAGUGGGACUCAGACAUUAAACUACGUAAAUUGAUGGAUCCUAUAAGACAUGUAAAAGGCCCCUCCAAGCAGGCCCUUAGAAAUGCCGCAACAUGUACAUUUCAUGAUCCAAAUGCAAUUUACAGUGAACUUAUUCUAUGGCGUGUAGACCCAAUUGGACCUUUAUCAUACACUGGAGGAGUAUCAGAAUUGGCUAGAAUUAAUUCUUUACAUACUUCAGCCUUCUCUAAUGUUGCUUGGCUUCCAACUCUUAUUCCCAGUUAUUGUCUUGGCACAUAUUGUAAUUCUGCCAGUGCUUGCUUUGUUGCUUCUGAUGGCACAAAUCUGAGACUCUAUCAGGCUGUGGUAGAUGCAAGGAAAUUAUUGGAUGAGCUUUCAGACCCCGAAUCUUCAAAACUCAUUGGAGAAGUGUUUAAUAUUGUGAGCCAACAGUCUACUGCCCGACCUGGAUGCAUUAUUGAACUUGAUGCAAUAACCAACCAAUGUGGUUCAAAUACACAGUUGCUUCAUGUGUUUCAAGAAGACUUUAUUAUAGGAUAUAAACCACAUAAGGAAGAUAAGGAAAAAAAGGAAUCAGAAAUAUUUUUUCAACCAAAACAAGGAUAUCGUCCACCACCAUUUUCGGAAAAGUUCUUUCUAGUUGUAAUUGAAAAGGAUAGCAAUAAUGACUCGAUUCUUCAUAUGUGGCAUCUUCAUCUUAAAUCUGUCCAGGCAUGUGUAGCUAAAGCUUCAGAAGGUGCUUCGUCUGAAAAUCUCCUUUCAGUCCCUGGACAGAAAACUGUUGACUCUUCUCCAGAAACUUCUCCUGUUGUGAGCUCCAUGCCCCAUUCUUUAUCAAUUGCUAACCUUCAGACUGCUAGUAAACUUAUUCUGAGUUCCAGAUUGGUCUAUAGUCAACCUCUUGAUCUUCCAGAAGGAGUCGAAGUAAUAAGAGCAACACCUUCAGCAGGGCACCUGAGUUCUUCCUCCAUCUAUCCAGUGUGCCUUGCACCUUACUUGGUGGUUACAACUUGUUCUGACAAUAAAGUCCGCUUCUGGAAAUGUAGUAUGGAAACCAACCCACAAUGUAGAAGUGAUGAGAAGGAGACUUAUCAUUGGAAGCAAUGGCCCUUGAUGAAUGACGAAGGAGAGGAUAAUAGCAGUACUGUGAGCAUUGUGGGGAGACCAGUUGCUGUGAGCUGUUCAUACACAGGUCGCCUUGCAGUGGCUUACAAACAACCUAUUCAGCACAAUGGUUUUGUCUCUAAGGAAUUUUCCAUGCAUGUUUGCAUAUUUGAAUGUGAAUCUACAGGAGGGUCAGAGUGGGUUUUAGAACAAACAAUUCACCUUGAUGACUUGGUCAAAGUUGGGAGUGUACUUGACUCAAGGGUCAGUGUUGAUAGCAAUCUGUUUGUGUACAGCAAAACAGAUGCACUUUUGAGCAAGGAUAGGUACCUAUCUUCAAAUAUAAAGCAUUUAGUCCAUCUGGACUGGGUAUCCAAAGAAGAUGGUUCCCACAUUCUCACAGUUGGGGUAGGUGCUAAUAUCUUCAUGUAUGGACGGCUUUCAGGCAUAGUGACUGAACAGACCAACAGUAAGGAUGGAGUAGCCGUCAUUACUUUACCACUGUGUGGUAGCAUCAAGCAAGGAGUUAGAUCAAGAUGGUUCCUUCUUAGGUCUAUUGAUUUAGUGUCUUCGAUUGAUGGUACACCUUCAUUGCCUGCUUCUCUUUCUUGGGUGAGAGACGGGAUAUUGGUGGUUGGAAUGGACUGUGAAAUGCAUGUGUAUGCCCAGUGGAAGCAUGCAGUCAAGUUUGGAGACAUUGAGGCUGACAGUCCUGAUAUAGAAGAGAUAGGAAUCCAUGAUUAUUCUACCUUUAAGGCGAAUCUGUUAUCAAGGAAAAGUAUUGUCGAAGGAACAGCUGUUACUGAUGAUGUUUUUUGUUCACCAACAAUAAUUCAAGAUGGUGGCUUAUUUGAAGCAGCACACAUUCUUUCCCCCACACUCCCACAGUAUCACCCAACUCAGCUGUUGGAAUUGAUGGAUUUAGGGCGAGUUAGAAGGGCAAAAGCCAUCCUCUCUCAUUUAGUAAAAUGUAUUGCAGGGGAAGUUGCCAUAGUUAGAGAUCCUGAUGCUGGAGAAGGAACUAAACGGCAUCUUUCCCGAACCAUCAGUGUAAGUGGCAGUACAGCAAAGGACACAGUCACCAUAGGAAAAGAUGGUACCCGAGAUUAUACUGAGAUCGACUCCAUCCCUCCUCUCCCACUGUAUGCCUUGCUUGCUGCGGAUCAAGAUACAACCUACCGGGUUUCAGAAGAAAGUACAAAAAUCCCCCAGAGCUUUGAAGAUCAUACCAAAAGAGCACCAGAGGAUCAGUACUCAGAACUGUUCCAAAUCCAGGAUAUAACAACAGAUGAUAUCGACUUAGAGCCAGAAAAGAGAGAAAAUAAAUCAAAAGUAAUCAAUCUUUCUCAAUAUGGACCAUCUUAUUUUGGCCAGGAACAUGCUAGGGUCCUUUCAAGUCAUCUUAUGCAUUCAAGCCUCCCUGGCCUUACUCGUUUGGAGCAGAUGUUUCUCGUAGCCUUGGCAGAUACUGUAGCGACAACCAGUACCGAACUUGAUGAAAGCAGAGAUAAGAGCUGCUCAGGGAGAGACACUCUAGAUGAGUGUGGCCUCAGAUAUUUGCUUGCUAUGCGCCUACACACAUGCCUUUUGACAUCACUACCUCCUUUAUACCGAGUGCAGCUACUUCAUCAAGGUGUGUCUACUUGUCAUUUUGCUUGGGCCUUUCAUUCCGAAGCUGAGGAAGAACUGAUUAAUAGGAUUCCAGCAAUUCAGAGAGGGGACCCACAGUGGUCUGAGUUAAGAGCUAUGGGAAUAGGUUGGUGGGUCAGGAAUAUUAAUACGCUUCGACGAUGCAUGGAAAAGGUGGCCAAAGCUUCUUUUCAAAGGAACAAUGAUGCCUUAGAUGCUGCAUUAUUCUACCUUUCUAUGAAGAAGAAAGCAGUAGUGUGGGGUCUGUUUAGGUCACAACAUGACGAAAAAAUGACAACAUUUUUCAGUCACAACUUUAAUGAAGAUCGAUGGCGGAAAGCUGCUUUGAAAAAUGCUUUUGCUUUACUUGGAAAGCAGCGGUUUGAACAGUCUGCUGCUUUUUUCCUGUUAGCAGGAUCACUGAAAGAUGCCAUAGAGGUAUGUCUUGAAAAAAUGGAAGAUAUUCAACUGGCUAUGGUUAUUGCUCGUUUAUAUGAAUCUGAAUUUGAGACUUCGUCCACUUACAUAUCAAUUUUAAAUGAGAAGAUUUUGGGUUGUGCAAAGGAUGGCUCGGGAUUUGAUUGCAGAAAAUUACAUGCUGACCCUUUCCUGCGUAGCCUUGCUUACUGGGUAAUGAAAGAUUACACCCGAGCCUUGGAUACCUUAUUGGAACAAACGCCAAAGGAAGAGCAUGAGCAUCAAGUUAUCAUCAAAGCUUGUAACCCAGUGGUGUUCAGCUUCUACAAUUACCUUCGAACUCAUCCCCUCAUUAUUCGCCGGAACCUUGUCACUCCUGAAGGCACACUGGCAACCUUAGGCCUCAAAACGGAGAAAAACUAUGUGGAUAAAAUUAACCUCAUAGAAAGAAAAUUGUUCUUUACCACUGCAAAUGCUCACUUUAAGGUUGGAUGCCCUGUUUUAGCCUUAGAGGUCCUAUCUAAAAUUCCCAAAGUUAACAAAACAUCUGCCUUACCUGAAAAAAAAGAUCAGCCUGACUCCAUUGGUAAAAAGAGUGGUGAUGUACUUUCAGAAUCAAACACUCUCAGUGACGGUGGCACAAGUGCUGGCACUGAUUGGUCAACUGUAACUUCAUCACAAUUUGACUGGAGUCAGCCUGUUAUAAAAGUUGAGGAAGAACCUCUUAAUCUUGACUGGGGUGAAGAACAUGAUAGUGCCUUAGAAGAAGAGGAAGAAGAUGCCACUAGUUUAGUCAAAAAUGAAGAGAGGCAAGGAGAUGAGAAAACCUCAGACCCUAAGAUGUCACAGACACCUCAGGAUGAGGACUCGCUGGAAGAUGACACUGAAGUUGAUGUAAUUGCUGAACAACUAAAAUUCAGAGCUUGUUUAAAGAUCCUUAUGACUGAACUAAGGACACUAGCCACUGGUUAUGAAGUAGACGGAGGGAAACUCCGAUUUCAACUCUACAACUGGCUUGAGAAGGAAAUUGCGGCCUUACAUGAGAUAUGUAAUCAUGAGUCCGUGAUUAAAGAAUAUGUGAAUAAAGUGUAUUCUAAUGCAGAGAGUGAGUUCCUGGACCAAGAAGAAAUGGUGGACAAGCCAGAUAUUGGUUCCUAUGAACGGCACCAGAUAGAAAGACGGAGACUGCAGGCCAAACGGGAGCAUGCAGAGAAGCGAAAGCUGUGGCUGCAGAAAAACCAAGAUCUUUUGCGAGUGUUUCUUAGUUACUGUAGCCUUCAUGGGGCUCAGGGUGGGGGUCUGGCCUCUGUGAGAAUGGAACUCAAAUUUUUGCUACAAGAAUCACAGCAGGAAACUACUGUGAAGCAGCUCCAGUCUCCGCUACCUUUGCCGACUACCCUGCCCCUACUUUCAGCAAGUAUAGCCUCAACAAAAACAGUCAUAGCGAAUCCUGUUCUGUACCUGAAUAACCACAUCCAUGAUAUACUUUAUACUAUUGUUCAGAUGAAAACACCUCCUCAUCCCACUGUCAGAGAUGUGAAGGUGCAAAUACUUCAUUCGCUGGCAGCAUCACUUUCUGCAUCAAUUUACCAGGCAUUAUGUGACAGUCAUAGCUACAGUAGUCUCACAGAAGGAAAUCAAUUUACAGGAAUGGCUUAUCAAGGUCUUCUUUUAAGUGAUCGAAGAAGACUGAGGACAGAAAGCAUUGAAGAACAUGCAACACCAAAUUCUUCUCCUGCCCAAUGGCCUGGUGUAAGUUCACUUAUUAAUCUUUUGAGUUCAGCCCAAGAUGAAGACCAACCAAAAUUGAACAUUCUGUUGUGUGAAGCUGUUGUCGCUGUUUACUUAAGUUUGCUGAUACAUGCUCUUGCUACAAAUUCCUCCAGUGAAUUGUUUCGACUUGCAGCUCACCCACUAAAUACUCGGAUGUGGGCUGCUGUUUUUGGAGGGGGUGUGAAACUUGUGGUAAAACCUCAAAAACAAUCAGAAAAUAUUUCAGCGCCUCCUGCUCCUUCUGAAGACAUAGAUAAGCACCGCCGGAGAUUUAAUAUGCGGAUGCUGGUCCCUGGAAGGCCUGUGAAAGAUGCAACCCCACCACCAGUGCCUGCAGAGAGACCAUCUUACAAAGAAAAAUUUAUUCCUCCAGAACUGAGUAUGUGGGAUUACUUUGUUGCCAAGCCAUUUCUUCCUCUGUCUGAUAGUGGUGUCAUAUAUGAUUCUGAUGAAAGUAUUCAUAGUGAUGAAGAUGAAGAUGAUGCCUUUUUUUCAGAUACACAAAUACAGGAACAUCAAGACCCAAAUUCUUACAGCUGGGCCCUUCUACAUCUGACAAUGAUCAAGCUAGCACUUCACAAUGUCAAGAACUUCUUUCCUAUUGCUGGGUUGGAAUUCUCAGAGUUGCCUGUAACAUCACCAUUGGGUAUUGCUGUGAUAAAAAACAUGGAGAAUUGGGAACAGAUAUUGCAAGACAAAAUGGAUCAAUUUGAAGGCCCACCCCCUAACUAUAUCAACACAUACCCAACUGACCUUUCAGUAGGAGCUGGACCAGCUAUCCUUCGAAAUAAAGCAAUGUUUGAGCCUGAAAACACGCCAUUCAAGUCUCGGGAUUCUUCUGCUCUUCCAGUCAAACGACUUUGGCAUUUUCUUGUUAAACAAGAAGUCCUUCAAGAGACAUUUAUUAGAUAUAUUUUCACUAAGAAAAGAAAGCAGAGUGAGUCUGUAGAAGAACAUGUGAAGCAGGUCAAAUACAGCUCGAUAGCAGAAGAUUCCCACAUCAAGGUUGAAGCUGAUCUGGGAUAUCCAGGUGGAAAAGCAAAGAUCAUUCAUAAGGAGUCUGACAUGAUCAUGGCAUUUUCUGUUAAUAAGGCAAAUGGUAAUGAAAUUGUUUUGGCUUCGACACAUGAUGUGCAAGAACUUGAUGUUACUUCUUUGCUGGCCUGCCAGUCAUAUAUAUGGAUUGGAGAAGAAUAUGAUAAAGAAUCCAAAAGCUCAGAUGACGUUGAUUAUCGUGGCUCCACUACAACUCUUUACCAACCUAUGGCGACACCCCAUUCAGCAGCUCAGGUGCAUCCGCCUUCAUCUGUGCCAUGGCUGGGCACUGGACAGACCAGCACUGGAGCCAGUGUGCUUAUGAAGCGGAAUCUACAUAAUAUUAAGAGAAUGACCUCACACCCCAUCCAUCAGUACUAUCUCACGGGUGCUCAGGAUGGCAGUGUACGAAUGUUCGAAUGGUCACGCCCUCAGCAACUUGUCUGUUUUCGCCAAGCCGGAAAUGCAAGAGUCACCAGAUUAUAUUUCAAUUCACAAGGCAACAAGUGUGGUGUUGCAGAUGGAGAGGGUUUUAUGAGUAUAUGGCAAGUAAACCAAACCUCAUCAAAUCCUAAACCUUACAUGAGUUGGCAAUGCCAUAGCAAAGCCGCAAGUGACUUCGCAUUUAUUACCUCUUCAAGUCUAGUUGCCACAUCUGGACAGUCCAAUGACAACAGGAACGUCUGCCUCUGGGACACACUGAUCUCUCCUGGAAACAGCCUUAUUCAUGGCUUCACGUGUCAUGAUCAUGGGGCCACGGUGCUCCAGUAUGCACCCAAACACCAGCUGCUCAUAUCUGGAGGCAGGAAAGGCUGGGUCUGCCUGUUUGACAUCCGCCAGAGGCAGCUGAUGCACACGUUCCAUGCUCAUGACUCAGCCAUAAAGGCCUUGGCCCUGGAUCCCUGUGAGGAAUAUUUUACUACAGGCUCAGCAGAGGGGAACAUAAAGGUUUGGAGACUAUCAGGCCAUGGUCUAAUUCAUUCGUUUAAAAACGAACAUGCUAAACAGUCCAUUUUUCGAAACCUUGGAGCUGGAGUCAUGCAGAUUGACAUCACCCAAGGCAAUCGGAUCUUCUCCUGUGGGGCUGAUGGAACACUGAAAACCAGAGUUCUACCCAAUGCUUUUAACUUCCCAACAAGAAUUCUUGACAUCCUAUAGACUCAAGGAUAGAGGUUUUAUUUUUAUAAAUAAUCCAAUUGAGAAAACACUAUGUUAGGCACUUCUCCUUUCCAAGCAGUUGAAACAUUUAAAACAGUACAGAGAAUCUCUAUAGAAUUCUAUCCAUGCUGAGUGUUGCCUGUACGGGGCUGUAGAAUGACUGCAUGUACCUUGUUAUCAUGCUGACAUUAAAAGAAUUCAGUCAAGCCUACUAUUCUAAGGAGGAAAGCUAUUCUUACUGCUGAUUGAAGCAUGCCUGCAGUUGCCUCUGUUGAGCAAAGGAUAGUCCUAAUGUGUUAGAAUCGUAGACCCAGAAUCACUGUAAUCAGUGGAGCAGCGUGCAGUGACUAGUUUUCUGCUGUGAAUGAGGUUAUUUCCGUUCCUUCCUGCUAAAUAUUUUUCCUGUUAGUGUUUCCACAGAGCUAGUACUCUUAACUUGCAAAAGAGUGCAAUGUUGUUUUCAAUUUGCACAUUUACAUUAUUUUGGACUGCUCAUUUUUUUCUAUAUAUUUGUCUUCAUUUUAGGAAUGAAAUAUGUGAACAUGACAUCAAUGUUUGUAGUUAACAAACACAUGCCAACUGAAUACCUUUUUCUUCAAACAUCAUGGUUCAACAUUCAGACAUUUUAAGGCUAUGUUGAAACUACAUCAUUAGAGCAUUUCAUAUUUAAGGUGGAUGUUAGGCUUUUUGUGGCCUGUUAAUAGUUUGAGAUUGGUGAUAUUAUUUAUUACCACAGCAUAUUGUAUAAACUCUGCAGCUAAAUAUUAUUUGCUUGUAAAAUAUUAGCCAAUGUUGUCAUAUUUUGAUGUAUUUCCUUGGUUAUGACCAAAAAUAUGUUCUUGGCCUAUUGAAAACCAAUGUCUUUGUUUAAAUGUUUAUCAGCAAAUUGUCCCAUCAUGUUAUGAGUAUGUUUGAUGCCUGUGCAGUAAACAGUAAAAUAUUAUGGCCUACAAGCACCUUUUUCUGAAGGCAAUGUGAUAUUCAAGCUGUGAAAUACAUAUGUAAAAGAAAAAUAAAUGUUAUUUGUUAGAGUUUUAUCUUUAUUUAAUUUGUUAUGACAGUCUUUGAUAUGUUUCAACAGUUAAGAACAUCUCUUGGAGAAGUUUGAUGCUAUUUCUCAAGUACUGGAUUAUUCUAGGAAAUGGAAUACAUCUGUGUGCCAGGAGGAUGUUAGGACUAUUGGAUAGGAACUAAACUCACGGUACCUUCUUGAACUGUGCACUUAUGUUGCUAUUGACAGUGGUGAGAGAUAAAGGAGUAUGUGAAUACACAAAAUGGAGCACAAAUUGGGCAAAAAUGGAGGCCAUAGGCAAAGAUAGAAUCCUAAAACUGAAGAUGGAAUCUUGAAACUCAGUGUGCUAAGUCCAUUUUGGUCAGGGAAAUGUUGUAUGAUUUUUAUAUUUUUAGAUUUGGCUUAUUUUGGUAUGUGGGCUCAAGAAUACAUAUUCAGAGAUGGGAGAGAGAGAUAAUAGAGUGGGAAGGGUGCUUGCCUUGCAUGCAACCAAUCCAGAACCAAUCCCUGCUGAGUGUGUCCCAAAAUCCUGUUAGACAAAGUGCCUAGUUGAUUGAUGGUGUUGUUAACUACAUUCUUUCUGAUGUUUUAUUAGCUACCAAUAAAGGGAUGAUGAAGUCUUCAACUAUAAUAA